AGAAGCAACAUCAAUCUAUCUUCAGGGUGCCCAUUCUUCAGUGUUAUGUGUUGUGUCCAAUUUCAAAGCUCAAUAUGUUGUGAUAUUUUUUUAUGAGCUGCUCAUAUACGUCUUGAAACGCACACGUGGUGACCAGAUUCAUUAACAGAAUCAAUCCUGAAUACAAGUAUAGGUUUUGUUUUCAUGAAGUAGGUCUUAUCAUUAUCACUACCUGAAAAUACAAUCCACAAUGCAACACGGAAGAAUUAACAUUUACUAUUACUACAGUUUCUGUGCUACGGCAUUCUUGAUUGGUAUCGCCAACGCAUCGAAUAAUUCUCAAUCUGCGGAUCCAUAUACAAACUCGAAUAGCUUAAAUCAUGAGGCUGCGAGUCCAACCAUCCCUCCAAUUAUAGACUUUGUCUCGUACAUGGAGAGAAUCAAUGGUUCCUUAAAGGAUGAUGACUUCGAGUAUAUGCUUGACUACUACAACAACAAGAGCAGUAUUGCACUGGAGUAUCUCCAUGAUUUUGAUUCCGGUAACAUUUCAAGAAUGUUGAUAGAGAAGGCUGCUUACUGGAGCACACCUCCGGUUCAGUUCUUGGAGGAGAUGGCGGAUUUGAUCUCCUUGGAAAAAGAGCAGUACUCAAAUGUCAAAGGGAACUAUGGAUCAGACCCAGGACAAAGAGUAACAUUUCUGAGGAAAAAAUACAACAUUUCUGCUGCUUGUGAAGUUCCUGACUGCGUCUCUCUUUCAAGAGUAGCUUACGUGUUUCCUCACUUGGGCCUCACUGGAGAGAGACCGAUUUUUGUCCGAAAAGAAAUGAAGCAAGUCGAUAGCACCUCUCCAGAAGAGGUUCUGGUCGUUGAGCCACAUGUACUACGGAACCCGCUUUUUGGAGGACUUAUACCCUUACCCUCAAACCCAUAUUACAGAAAUCAGGUGUUAAAUUCCGAAACUUUAAAAAUAAUUAUAACAGUGCACCUUUAUUACUCCCGUGACAUCUUAUACAGGAAUGAGACGGUUCCUAUCCGAAAUCAGUGCAUCAUGCUUUACCGAAGAAUGAAAAAGAGUCUACUGUCAAAUGCACGCAAAGUCCGUUUGCUCAAGCUGUAUGACGUUGUUAAGGAAAACACUGGAGAUUAUUACUCAGGAAGUCGUACAAGGGUUGAAAUUACAACCGCUUAUGACCACAUCUCUACCGAUUUUAAAUCCUCCAUUGCCACUUGGUUGUAUGAAUAUGAUAGUGAUCACGGGGAAAAUACAAUAUAAGCUGGGUAUUCUUACAAACAUAAACUGAACCAAUUCCACUCGUGAGUGGAAUAAUGGUAGGCUUUAGUAGUGCGACGCAAUUUUGAAGGCAAAUUGACAGAUUGCUUGUUGUAACUAAGUUUGGAAACUUUUACCUUGAAAAAAAAAUAAUUAAAUAAACCAUUAAAAAAUAAAAAAAACCAAAGGUAAUAGUCGUCUUUUACAUAUUUUACAUCAUAGUUAGGAGUAUUUUGUGGUUUCUUUUCAUUUAGGCAAAGUACUCGACAAAAUUGGUAGUUUUAGCGAAAGAGAACAUUGUAGGUCUGCAAAGUGAUGGACUUUAAAAGUGAUGGAUAUACUUCAGCAUUUGGACGCCGCCGUAAGUCCGCAAUCAUAUAUCUCGUUUGUGGUGUCUAAAAAUCUCCGCCUCUAUGUUAUUUUUUUGAAGGAGAACAAAUUGAUAUCGUUCCUUGAAGUUUCUGCAGACUUUUUUUCGCACAGAUUUUCUCAUCCGUUUCUCAUCACGGCAGUUUUAAAGAAUUGCCGUUGAGUAGUUUUCCGUUUAAAAAAUAAAGUAUGACAGGAAGUCUGCGACGUCGCAAACCGAUAUUAUGUGAUUGCCGACUUACACCGUCGAUUUGCUCUUGUAAAAAGUCACCGAUGGUGUCACCAUUAAAAUCCGAACAAUUUAUAGAGUAUUUUUAGCCAUUUAUGAUUAAAGAACAUACAUGAACAUACAUUUAUGAUUAUGGCAACUUGGCCAUGGAGGGAUAAUUUAUUUCAUUAGUUAGCUAAUCAUUGUUAAUAUGGAAAAGAGAUAACAGAAAAGAAAACCAAGUUAUCGGUGAUUCUCUUAAAGUUAAACAUAAUUAAUGGAAGGUAACUAAGUUCAAAUGAAUUUUUAUAGAAGGGUGCUGCAAACCAAUCGACGAGCAAUGUUCCCCUAUGGUAAUCGCUGUCCAAACAUGGGUCUCUCUUUCUGCAGCUUGACUAGAAGUCUCAGAAUUAAUUAUUAUUAGAGACACUGGCCGGAGUCAGCUAAUAAAUGGCAACCGUAAAUUAACAGAAUCCAAGGAUGUACUUUUACGUUCUCAUUUGAAGUAUUUAAUCAAGGAUUUUAUGGAGAUAACAUUUGCCACAUUUCAAUAGUAUUUAACGAGGGUGUUGUAGUAAAGUUCACCAGAUUUUACGAUUCGUCAUCUUUAAUUUGUAUCUCUGGGUUUACUGUACAUCUCUAUUUUAUAAAAAAUAAAAUUUACUCUACUUUCUCCCAAGUGACCUUCAAUAUUCUCGUUAGUAUCAGAGGAAACUGGGAAAGUCAUUAUUGUUUCGCUAAUCUAUAAGACUUAUUCAUUAAAAUCCAAAUUCAGUCAUAAAAUUGGGUCCUAAUAAAUAGUAAUUAUAUGUAUUAUUAUUAUAUAAAGUUAUUUCACUUCUGUUUAAUCUUUUAUACGUGUAGUCUCCCAUAAAUAAAUCACAUGGCAAUGCAAAGUUUCACCGUUUCACGUAAAAA
This is a messenger RNA of Bemisia tabaci, 2744 nucleotides long. NCBI's taxonomy places the organism in Eukaryota, Metazoa, Arthropoda, Insecta, Hemiptera, Aleyrodidae. The record is from RefSeq and is a predicted model, not a curated record.